GCUUAUUAGACUCCCGCCAUUAACGCGUUCAUGCCAUUCUGUUCAAAGGACAGUAUAUAUGUAUAUAUAUAUUAUAUAUAUAGCCAUAGAGGGAAAGAGCCCAAAAAAUGAACAUACAUAUAAAUAUAUUUAGAUACACAUCUAUUAUAUGUGUAUGUGCAUUAAUUAGUGUUGAAAAGAAAAAAAGAAACGGUUUCGUCUCUCGGCAAUUUCUGCGAGUCUGUGAGCAUUGCAUGAACAAACCCUAAAUAGAAGUAGAAAGAAUUAAAUGAAGUGAUCGUGGCAUUGGCCAAGAAGGAAAUCACGUAAUUUUUUUAUAUAGUUCAAUAGAUUAAAUGAAAGGGAAGGGAAAGUUCUCCAAGCGGAAGCUAGGGUUACCCGCUGCCCUCUUAUUCUGUUCUGUUUUCUUUGUUGCUGGUUUUUUUGGAUCCACUCUAAUUUUCCAGGAUGCGCCUAGUGUUAGACCAAGGUUGAGGAUGCUUGAAGUGGUGGAGGAAAAGAAGCGUGUUCCGAUGGCACACGGUGAGACUGGGGAAGAGUUUAUUGAAUCCAUUCCGUUUCAGGUCUUAAGUUGGAGACCAAGAGCUCUUUACUUCCCACAGUUUGCAACUGCCCAACAAUGUGAAAGGAUAAUUGAAAUGGCAAAGGUGAACCUUAAACCUUCGGCCCUGGCUUUGCGGAAGGGAGAAACUGUUGAGAAUACCAAGGGCACUAGAACAAGUUCAGGAACAUUUAUUAGUGCAUCAGAAGAUGAAACUGGUGUCUUGGAUGCUGUUGAACGAAAAAUUGCAAGGGCCACAAUGGUUCCUCAUACCCAUGGAGAGUCAUUCAACAUUUUGCGAUACGAGCUUGGGCAGAAGUAUGAUUCUCAUUAUGAUGUAUUCAAUCCAGCUGAAUAUGGUCCACAAUCAAGUCAAAGGAUUGCUUCAUUCUUGCUGUACUUAUCUGAUGUAGAAGAUGGUGGAGAAACCAUGUUCCCCUUUGAAAAUGGCUCCAAUAUAGGUACUGGCUAUGAUUAUAAGCAGUGCAUUGGCUUAAAAGUGAAGCCACGAAGAGGGGAUGGACUUUUGUUUUAUUCAGUGUUUCCAAAUGGCACAAUAGAUAAGACAUCACUUCAUGGUAGCUGUGCAGUUUUGAAAGGAGAGAAAUGGGUAGCCACAAAAUGGAUCCGAGACCAAGACCAAGAUCUAGAAGAGUAAAUGCUUUCUAUUUUUUUUUUUUUUUACCUCUACCGCUAAUUUUGCUAGUCACAGGAGUUUCUGUACAAGGAGCCAAUGAUUCUUUCAAAGCUUCUUUUUCUGUCAUUUCUUUUUCCUCUUUUGAAAAUCUCAUCUAAUGGGGAUUGUAGUACAACGACUCUUGCUUGUAAGUUACCUACGACAAAUCUAUUGGAGCAUGUAAAUAUCGGAAAAAAUACAUUCGUAUUAUUUAGCUUUAGACUUCCAGUUUAUGUUUUUCAGAAUGUACCUGGUUUAGGGAUAACAACGGAUUUGGUUUUGUGAAUCAACACUUUACCUGAAUUCUAAUUUGAUAUACUGGAAUCUGGUUCAAAUCUCAUCGCCCCAGCUUGCCGGCUGGGUUGAAGGCCAACGUCUUGGGCAGUGAGAAGAGUGGGGCUGUGGUGCCGGCGUUGCCUGGGCCUCCACUGUCCCUAUGUUGGCUUCUGACGGGUGCCUAUCCAGAAUAACAGCCAGUGUUUCUCUUGUUGCGGCUCCUCCAAACCAAGCUCAAAUGCUUCGAACGAUGAUCCCGUCCAUAACAGUGGAGAAUUGGCCGAGGCCCUUCACACACUUCUAUUAUGGUUCCCUCAUCGGCCUCUGGCGUCAAAAUGGUUGUUUUGUUUGCCGUACUGACCUCCGCCUUCCUCUUCUCUCGCUCUUCUCCUCUUUGUCUCUUCUCUUUUGCCUCAGUGUCUUCUGUCUCAAUUUAUCCGCUUGCCUCACCGCUCACUUGCCUCUGCUCGAACUUGAUUGCAGGUCUGUCGCGGUUGCGGGUGAUCCUCGAUGCUUCUGAUUCAAGCACGCAAGGGUAUUUCCUUAUUGGUUUCCUCAUCAAGAAUUUAAAAUUUAAUUUUAAAAAAUAAACAUGUAUGUCAUAUAUAAUCACGUGAAUAUAUAUUAUGAAAAUGCCAUUACCCAUUUUGUGUAUAAUUUCAGCCAAUGUUUAACGAUAAAUAGGAUUAACGGGGAACUAAAAAAUUAUAAAAUGACAUGAUUAAAAUUUUUUUGACAUGUCUAUAUAAGGUCAGGUAGGGAAGAGAAUGAGUGAGUGUGAAAGAAAGUGAGAAGCAGAGAGAGAAAGCGUAAGAAACAAGACAUUCAAAGAGAGAGAGAGAGAGAGAGAGAGAGAGAGAAGAAGAAGAAGAAGAAGAAGAGAGCGAGGAUGGAAGGCGCAUGGAAUAUCGGCUACCAUUUUACACCGUCGGAUGAAGAACUGCUUCAGAUUCUUGCGAUAAAGCUGAGAGGAGGGUACGAAAUCUUGGGAGGCCAUGCAAUGAAGGAGAUUGAUGUGUACCAGAAGGAGCCAUGGCUGGUUUUCGACAAGGACGAGUCAGAACCCUUCUAUGUAUUCACAAGCUUAAAGAAGAAAAGCAGCAGCAGGUCACGGAUGGAUAGAAAGGUUGGCUCCGGAACCUGGAGGAUGGAGCGGUCGAUCGACGUCGUCGACCAAGGCGACAAGGUUGUUGGGUAUAAGAAGAUGCUAACUUUUGAGGAGGAGAAGAAGAAGAAGAAGAACAUCGAGAAUGGUAGGUGGAUCAUGCACGAUUUUUCUCUGCGGGACGUAAGUACUCAAAACUCUCUCUCUCUUCUUUCGUUCUUUCAUUUCUUGAAUCUUGUUUUUUCUUUCUGUAACUGGGUGUUGGGAUUUGACGGUAUAUUCUCUAACGUUUGUUGGUUUGAAAUAGUGCUUCCUUCUAAUGGUGUCAGUGGCCACAAACUACAGGAGAUUACCCUAGCACUCGAACUCCAAGGUUCUUUACCUUACAGAAAGGAAGAUUAUAUAGGCGGGAUUAGGGAUUUGUUUAACGCCUAAUAGCGGUGACCCAUUUUCCAAGAUUGCUUCCCUGGCUUAUCUUCUUGGAAAAGGGACUGCGGGGGGGCUGGACCAUACACCUAUGGAACUCUAACUUAUGGCCUACCUGAAAA
Molecule: messenger RNA, 3146 nt
Organism: Carica papaya (papaya)
Lineage: Eukaryota; Viridiplantae; Streptophyta; Magnoliopsida; Brassicales; Caricaceae
Product: 2-oxoglutarate (2OG) and Fe(II)-dependent oxygenase superfamily protein
Biological process (GO): peptidyl-proline hydroxylation to 4-hydroxy-L-proline
Cellular component (GO): endoplasmic reticulum
Molecular function (GO): procollagen-proline 4-dioxygenase activity; iron ion binding; L-ascorbic acid binding
Source: RefSeq, a predicted model, not a curated record